GGGGCGAGGAGGGCUCCAGCCUCCUUCCUUCCCUGGCUCCGAGGAGGACCGUUGCUGCUCGGUCAGGGAGGAGGAGGAGGAGCGGGGGCGGCGCGAGGGAGGGAGGCGAGCAAACGGAUUCCCUGCCGCCGGCCCCCGGCCUGAAGGAGAAUGUCUUUAUUUAAAGCCCGUGAGUGGUGGUCUACAGUAGUUGGCAACGAUGAGGAAUUUGAUCAAGGAUGCUUAUGUGUUGCUAAUGUUGACAACAGUAGCACUGAACAAGAUAAAAUUAUUGUGGGCAGUUAUAUGGGGUUUCUUAGAAUCUAUAAUCCCCAUCCCAUAAAACCAGGAGAUGCUAUGCAACCUGAAGAUUUGCUGUUGGAAGUGCAAUUACGUGAGCCAAUACUGCAGGUGGAAGUAGGAAAAUUUGUUUCUGGUACAGAACUGCUUCAUUUAGCUGUAUUACAUUGCAAAAAACUGUGUGUAUAUGCUGUCUCAGGAAACUUGGGAAAUAUUGAACAUGGCAACCAAUAUCAGCUAAAACGUAUGUAUGAGCACACUCUUCAGCGAACAGCCUUCAACAUGACUUAUGGGCCAUUUGGAGGUACAAGAGGCCGUGAUUUAAUCUGUAUACAGUCUGUGGAUGGCAUGCUUAUGCUGUUUGAACAAGAAAGCUAUUCAUUUGGACGUUUUUUACCUGGCUUUCUUCUGCCAGGUCCAUUGACAUACAGUUCUCGGACAGAUUCCUUCAUUACUGUUUCUUCCUGUCGGCAAGUUGAGAGCAUUAAGUAUGAAGUACUUGCAUUUGCAAAAGAUGCUGAAACACAAGAAACUGAGCAACAAAAACUUGGCUCUGGAAAAAGACUUGUGGUGGACUGGGUUUUAAAUAUUGGGGAGCAAGCUCUGGAUAUAUGCGUCAUUUCAGUCAGUCAACUUAUUUCCAGUGUAUUUGUGCUUGGAGAGAGAAACUUCUUUUGCCUCAAGGAUAAUGGACAAAUUAGGUUCAUAAAAAAGCUUGACCGCAGCCCAAGUUGCUUUCUUCCAUAUUCAGUGUCUGGGAAUAUUGUAAACACACUGAUUGGAAACUACAACAGCAUCCUUCACAUUUAUCAAGAUGUGACUCUAAAGUGGGCUACUCAGCUUCCUCAUAUUCCUGUUGCAGUAAGAGUGGGUAAAUUAUUAAAUUUGAGAGGUGUGAUAGUCACACUGAGUGAUAGUGGCAAUCUACAAUGCUCCUACCUUGGUACAGAUCCUUCUUUAUUUCAAGCGCCUAAAGUUGAAGCUAGAGAGAUAAAUUAUGAAGAAUAUGAUGCAGAAAUGAAUAAACUUCAGAAAAUCAUUAGAGAAGCCAGAAAAACCAAAGACAUUGUGCCUAAAUCAGAAAAAAAUGAAGAUUUUUCACUUGGUGUGACCAUCUUGCCAGAUCUGGAUUCAGUGUCUCAAACUGUUGACAGUGAAGUAAAAUCAGAGGUGGUUCCUUCUAUAACUAUUAAGAUCACAGUGGAGAGCAGAGUGUUGAUGCGUACAAAAUUAUCAGUACAUGUACAACCACCUUUAGCACUGACCCAUGACAAAUUCAUCUUUGAAUUAGAACCAUGUGUAUCUAAAACAUUUAUACUCUCUGCCUUUCUAAAAAGGAACAGUCCACCAGCAGAUCUGGAAGGUAGUGCUCUAGCUUCAUAUAACACCCGAACAGAUAUCAGUCCAGAAGGUGCACCAAGAAUUGCCCAAUGCAGAUUUCGAUUACCAUUGCAGUUAGUUUGCUUUCCAGUUCAGCCUUCAAAAACAGCAAGCCAGAAGUUGACUAUUGACACCAAUAAACCUUCAGUCAGCCUUGCUGCCCUUUUUCCAGAGUUUGCUGAUCAAACAGAUGAAGAUCAACUAAAUGCUUUAGGAUUUCAGUUAUUAGCUGGGUCUAGAGUCACUUUACUUGCUUCAAAAACAUCUCAGCGUUAUAGAAUUCAAAGUGAACAGUUAGAAGACCUUUGGCUCAUUACAAAAGAACUCACACUUCGCCUUGAAGAACAUUUUAGGAAACAGAAUUGCAAAGAUUUUGCAUGUACUUUUUCUGGCCCAAUUCCAUUACAAGAAUAUUUUGAAAUAAUUGAUCACCAUUUUGAGCUGCGCCUGAAUGCUGCAAAAUAUGAGCAGCUAUUAUCUGAAAGAGCCGUACAGUUUAGAGCUAUUGAACGACGCCUGCUGGCACGGUUUAAAGAUAAAACACCAGCUCCUCUUCAACAUCUGGACACCUUGUUAGAAGGAACUUACAGACAGGUAAUAGCUCUAGCAGAUGCAGCUGAAGAAAACCAAGCCAGUAUGUUCCAGGCAUUCACAAAGUUAAAAAGUGCCACCCAGCUGGUAAUUCUCCUGAUUAGCCUGUGGCAGAAACUGACUGCUGACCAAAUUGCUAUUCUGGAAGCUGCAUUUUUGCCAUUAACUCAGGAUACUCAAGAGCUGGGUUGGGAAGAAAGUGUGGAUGCUGCUGUCUCACAUUUGUUAAAAACAUGUUUGUCCAAGAGUUCAAAAGACCAUGCCCUGACACUUUCCAAUCAGUUGUGUAUCCCCAAGGAUACUAAUAGGCUGAAGAAGCACAUAACCAUGCUCUAUGACAGAUUAGCCAAAGGUGGUCGUAUGUCUCUAAAUAUAGACCUUGACUCUCAACAAACUACAGUUCUGCCAGGUGGCUGUUCUACCAUACCAGAGUCUGACCUUGAAGAAAGACCAGCCUCACAAGACUCUCCAGGAAUGUUUACCAAUCACAGGCAUCUCAUGAAGCAGAAGACCAAACCUGAUUUGCCACAGUAUGAAUUACAGGAAGCAGAAAAGCCAUGAAAAGCACAAGAGAACUCUCAGGAGGAUUUUAAAAAGCUGUACAUUUACAAUUCAACAAGAACAAUUUAUUUUCUUCUGCAGCAGACAGAGUCAACCUCAAGAAGAAAGUCCACAAACAGUGCAAAAUGCUUCCAGUUGCAUCUAGGCCCCUGGCUUAUUACCUAGUAAUACUCAACAUGCUUUCUCAUAACCAAGUUCAGGGCCAGUUAUCAAAUGGAAGAAGUAAGCAGUCUUAUACAGUAGUAAUGUGCAGUUAUCAAUGUUCUGUAGAAAUUAUAAUGACUAAAAGACUUUUAUGAACCAAGGGAUGAACACACAGACUUUUGCAUGUGUAUAUCUUAUUUUUUCAGGAUUUACAAAUGUCAUCUUGUGUGAUAUUAUGCAAAUAUGGUGUCUUUAUAGUGAGGUAUGCAAGAAGGCUAGUACAAGGGCAACAAAACACAUUGCAAUCUCCAAAUUCUAUGUGUGUUGAUAUGUUCCAGGUUGCUUACGAUUUUGUUUUUGUUAAUUUAAAUCUAAUAUGGGGUUUGUUACACAGGACUGAAAUCCUUUUAUCUAAACAUGAAACUAUUUUAAUUACUAUUUGUUUGGCCUGAAACAUCUGGAUACAUAGAUUGAAAGGGAGUACUGUAUUUUAUUUUUGUUGGGUAAUUUGGUGGCACAUGUUUGCCAAGUAUGUGGGGUGGAACCGGGGUGGGCAAAUUGUGGCUUUCCAAAUAUUGAACUGCAUCUUCCAUCAGCACAGUGGUGAGGAAUUAUGGGGGUUGCAGUCCCAUCCAGAAAGUCAUACUUAGUCUAAAUUUUCAUACAUCGGUCCUAAAAUAUUAGAAUUUGGGGAUGAAAUUGCAGGGUUUUUUUUUAUAUAUAACCUUGACAUUUAGAAAUUGCAGCCCAAACAACUUUGGCUGUAAAGUUUUAUAAGCAAUAAUGCACACCAGAAGAAAGCAUGUGAAAGGACUAAUGAAGUCAAGAUGAAAAUAGUGUUAAUUCAGAAACGUGUACGACUGUCUGAAAAUAACUCAGGCCUGGUUCCAAUACUACAUGCUCCAAUUAAAACAUAUGCUUUUCUUUUUAUUUUGGUCUAGUUGUUGUACCACAUCAAAUUACAAAAUUGCCGCUUAUUUGGCAGUAUAUGCAAUGUGAAGUCUUAGCAAUCACUCCAGCUUUUUCUUGGACAUAUGUAAUUUUUUUAAAAACAGUCUCUCAGCUAUGUUGUGGCAAAUGGUCCAAAUCCCGUAGAUUGAAACUGUGCAUAGAGGCUAAUGGUGAUAGUUGUUAAUUGUGCAACCAGAAGUUUAGAAGUAUAAUAUUUUAUCAAACACCUAAAAAUGAGUUUUUCUGCUAAUAUUGCAUGCAUGUUUAUACCAUUGUGCAUGCAUGCACACCUGGUUCCCUCAGAAAUAUUUUAAUUUUACACUUUUUAUUGGAGUUGUGGUUCUCUAGAAAUUGUCAGAUUGCAGCUUGGACAAUUACUCAACAUUGGAUGUGCUGGCCAGGGCUGCUGGUGUUUUCAGUCUACCAUCAGGACAGGUGCAUGAUUCUCAUUCCUAGUUUACAGCCGUGAUAGAAAGCAACCACCUGCUUUUUAUCCUAUUUCUAAUCAGUAGUGAUUUACUUGUUGAGUGAAUGGAAAUAAAACUCCAUUCCUCCCAAUAUAUAACUU
Molecule: messenger RNA, 4474 nt
Organism: Sceloporus undulatus (fence lizard)
Lineage: Eukaryota; Metazoa; Chordata; Lepidosauria; Squamata; Phrynosomatidae
Gene: BBS9
Product: Bardet-Biedl syndrome 9
Exons: 23
Coding region: 151-2811 (886 amino acids)
Biological process (GO): cilium assembly
Cellular component (GO): BBSome; membrane
Source: RefSeq, a predicted model, not a curated record